AGAGAUGAUUGAACUAGAUGGCGAUGAGGUCAGGAUAUCAUCCAGGGGUCGCUUCGCGGAGAGAGACAUUGUGCAGUUCGUUCCUUUCCGAGACUACAUUGAUCGCAGAGGGAAUCACAUCCUCAGCAUGGCCCGUCUGGCCAAAGAUGUUCUUGCAGAAAUCCCGGAUCAGUUCCUCCAGUACAUGAGGAGCAGAGGUAUCAAACCCCAGCACUCGUCCCACUCCAGCUCCUCCAAACCCCCGUCCACACUCGUCCAGCCACUGCAGACGCAGAUCUGAGUCAUCGCACAAACUGUACGUCCUCUCUUCGGUUCACUGUCACUCUCAGGAUCACACACGGCCUGUCUGAGUGAAACGCUGCCCUUCUGCACGCUGUCUUUCAGUACGUAGGGUGACUUUAGGGAGCUUUACUCGUGGCGCUGUCCUUCCUCGGGCGCGCUGAGGUUUUAGGGGGUGUUUCAGACUGUUUUAAAGUAUCGCGUGGCCUCUUCAGUCAAACAUCAGAUCUGACUUCACAGUCUCUGUCUCACAUACUAUCUCCUGUUCUCAUGUCUGACGAACUACUGCAGACGUUUACAAUUGUACCGUUUUUUACAAAUGGAUGUUUUUUUGUACCUCAUGAAAACUCUGAGCUGCUUAACAAUGAAAUUUACUCAUUUUAUUACAUGACGUUGUAAAUAGAGCGAGUGUGAUUUUAGAAAAAGCAUGAAUCCACUCUCAGUACAAACGUGAGAGAAACUUUCACGCAGAUGUGCGAGGCCUUGGGUUUUCAUUUUGUUGUACAGUGUUUGCUUUGAAUUAUUUUACUAUAUCAGUAUUCCGUGUUCUUGGUCAUUUGACUGUCUCAAACUGUAAAGAAUUUGUGCUUAGCUUUCGCGGCGCUAGCACAGAACAGAAAUUUAACAGGAAAAGCCUUACUCUCCGUUAAAGGAACAGUUCACCCAAAAUGAAAAAUGUUGCAUUAUUUGCUGAACCUCAAGAAAUUCCAAACAUGUAUGAUUCUGUCACACCCCUGGACUGUUUUUGAUGUGUUUUCAUC
This is a messenger RNA of Sinocyclocheilus grahami, 1040 nucleotides long. RefSeq names its product copine-8-like. Bases 5 to 280 code for a protein of 91 amino acids. The record is from RefSeq and is a predicted model, not a curated record. NCBI's taxonomy places the organism in Eukaryota, Metazoa, Chordata, Actinopteri, Cypriniformes, Cyprinidae. Gene Ontology annotation, biological process: cellular response to calcium ion. Gene Ontology annotation, cellular component: plasma membrane. The transcript is spliced from 2 exons. Gene Ontology annotation, molecular function: calcium-dependent phospholipid binding.